Loa loa (African eye worm) is the source of this 200-nucleotide messenger RNA. RefSeq lists its product as hypothetical. The record is from RefSeq and is a predicted model, not a curated record. The annotation marks the transcript as partial. The transcript has a single exon. Lineage: Eukaryota; Metazoa; Nematoda; Chromadorea; Rhabditida; Onchocercidae.
CUUUCGUUGGAAAGGCAACCGAUGUUUGUUCGAGUCUUCUGGGGCUCGAACAUUCUACUUUUACCGUUGGGGUUAUACAUUCACCGCUGAACUACCUCAAACUGGAUGUUGACAACCUGGUGGCUGGUUGUCCAAUCUUUUUUUGGAAGAUGUUCUCCUGCGGGACGUCGAGAUGUUCUGACCAUUGUUUAGAGGACCAG